Molecule: messenger RNA, 1638 nt
Organism: Prunus armeniaca (apricot)
Lineage: Eukaryota; Viridiplantae; Streptophyta; Magnoliopsida; Rosales; Rosaceae
Source: the annotation of a GenBank genome assembly
AUGAAAAACAGUGAACUGGAUAAGCUGGACGAACAGGUGGAUAAGCUGGAUGAACAAGUGAAGGAGUUCAAUGAUGCUAUUUUGCGUGGGGAUGAUGAUAGCGACUCAGACAUAGAAGGCCAUAAAUUGAUGGUUGGCUUAUUUAGCUCAUGGGCUAAGUCUCACAGAGCCAAAUGUGAAAUGUUGACGAACAAGAAUAAGAAGAAGAAGAGGAGGAGAAGGGAGGAACGACCCACGAUCCACCCGAGAAACAAAUACUCCGAGAACCCACCCGACUUCGCUCACUUGGCUUCUCUCUACCCCUCUUUCAAGCCCUUCGUCUUCUUUUCCCGAGAUGGUCGACCCAGAAUCGACUGGACCGACUUCAAUGCCACCCGGGAACUCACCCGGGUCCUUCUCCUCCACGACCACCGCCUCAAUUGGUGGAUUCCUGAUGGGCAGCUAUGCCCUACAGUGCCCAAUAGAUCGAAUUACAUUCAUUGGAUUGAAGAUCUUCUCUCGUCUGACAUCAUUGUGAAGCCUACAAGCAAUGGUGGUGAUAAAGUGAGGGGCUUUGAUAUCGGAACUGGAGCAAACUGCAUAUAUCCACUUCUUGGUGCAUCUCUUCUGGGGUGGAGUUUUGUUGGGUCAGAUGUGACUGAUGUAGCACUCGAGUGGGCAGAGAAAAAUGUUAGAGAUAAUCCACAUAUCUCGGAACUAAUUGAAAUUAGAAAGGUUGAAAAUGGCAAAGAGACCCUUCCACUGGAAGGAUCACACAAUGAGAUGUUGGUUAGUACUUCAAGCAAAAUAGAUUUGACUGAAAAUAUGGGAAGGGAGACAGCUCUUUCACCUUCCUCUUCAUCGAAUUCCUCCAAUCUUCAUCCUAAUGCAAAUAAGAGGUAUUGUGGGCCACCUAUUCUUCUCGGUGUGGUUAGGGAGGGUGAGGAGUUUGACUUCUGCAUGUGUAACCCUCCAUUUUUUGAGACCAUGGAGGAAGCAGGACUAAAUCCAAAAACUUCAUGUGGUGGGACCCCCAAUGGAGAUGAUUUGUCCUGGUGGUACACAUCAAUGGUUGGGAGGAAAUUCAACCUCAAAAUCCUAACAUCAAAGCUUUGGGAAGUUGGAGCUACCGUGGUAAAGACAACUGAAUUUGUUCAAGGCCAAACAUGUCGAUGGGGCCUGGCCUGGUCCUUUUUGCCCCCUGCCAAGAAGAUUGCAUCAUCUCAUGUGGCUGUGAAGAACAACCUCUCUUUCAUGCUUGAGGGCCUCGACCGAAAAUUCAGUGCCAUAAAUGUAUUGCAAUCAGUCCAAUCCUUUUUCUGCAGUAGUGGUGCAUUGUGUAACCUGAACACAUCCUCAUUUACAGUUGAUGUCACUACAACAAAAGAUCACUUAGAUGCAGUCUUGAAGAGUGAGUCACAACAUUGUGGUAGAGUUGCUAGUUGUGAAGAUGUGCAAGAGGCAACUAUAAGCUCAAGCUGUUUGAACUUGCCUCCCAAUAACCUAAGUUUCCGUGUUUCGGUUUUUCAGCAAAUCCCAGGCACACUUCUGGUGAAAGGCUCUCUACAGCAGAGAGAGAGUCAAGUUUCAGGAUCAUUCUCAUCGAUAUUCCAACGCUUGGAGGAAGAUCUGAAACAGAAAUUCUGUAGAAGGAAGUAG